AUGUCCCGGACCCUUACUCUCAAGAAAACGCCGGGCAAACCGGGCCAGGUCUACUACCCGCUCGAGCUGAGUACGAAACCCGUUCCCAAGCCGGGCCCGGGUCAGCUGCUGGUCAAGAUCCACGCCGCCGCCCUCAACCACCGUGACUUUUUCCAGCGCCAGGCCCUGUACCCGGGCCUAUCCUUUGACCAUCCGAUCCUGGCCGACGGCUUCGGCACCGUCGUGGCCCUGGGCCCCGACGUGUCGCCGGCCGCCGCGAAGCUGCUCCACCAGCCCGUGGUCCUCACCCCGUCGCGCGGCUGGGCGCGCGACCUCGCCGGGCCCGAGCAGAUUGCCAAGUUUAGCGUCAUUGGCGGCGCGGCCCUGUAUCCCGACGGCACGGCGCAGGACUACAUUGCCGUGCCCGAGGACGAGGUCGAGGCCAGCCCGAGCCACCUCUCGCCCGCCGAGGCCGCCGCCCUCCCCCUGGUCGGCGUCACGGGCUGGCGGGCCCUGGUGACCAAGUGCGGAUUGUCGCCAUCCGGGGCCCAGGGCCGCAAUAUCCUCGUCACGGGCAUUGGCGGCGGCGUGGCGCUGCAGGUCCUGCAGUUCGCCGUCGCCAUGGGCUGCAACGUCUACGUGACGUCGGGGUCGGCCGACAAGAUUGACCGCGCCGUGAAACUGGGCGCCCGCGGCGGCGUGAGCUACCGGUCCAAGACGUGGGACAAGGACCUGCUCAAGCAGCUCCCCAAGGACCGACCGUUUCUCGACGCCGUGGUCGACGGCGCCGGCGGCGACAUCGUCGGUCGGGCCUCGCGGCUGCUCAAGCCCGGCGGCAUCAUUAGCUGCUACGGCAUGACCACGUCGCCCCGGAUGGACUGGGUGAUGCAGGCGGUGCUCAAGAAUGUCGAGCUGCGUGGUUCUACCAUGGGGUCUCGCGGCGAGUUUCGCGACAUGGUGGCAUUUGUGCGCGAGAAAAAGAUUACGCCAAUUGUCAGCCGAACGGUCAAGGGCCUAGAUAAUUUGGCUGAAAUCGACGGACUUUUUGAGGAUAUCAAAGAGGGGAAACAAUUUGGCAAACUCGUCAUUGAGAUCUCAGAGCCUGGAGCCGACAAGGUAGCAGCCAAGCUGUAA
Pestalotiopsis fici W106-1 is the source of this 1113-nucleotide messenger RNA. RefSeq lists its product as uncharacterized. The record is from RefSeq and is a predicted model, not a curated record. Lineage: Eukaryota; Fungi; Ascomycota; Sordariomycetes; Amphisphaeriales; Sporocadaceae. The coding region runs from base 1 to 1113 and encodes 370 amino acids. The transcript has a single exon. Gene Ontology annotation, molecular function: oxidoreductase activity.